UUUUCAUGACAAUGGCAUCAAAUAACGAUAAAAGGCCUAGAACAUUGGUCAUUGAUGAAGAUGACGGUCGAUACACCUGCAUUUUCCAUCGGCAGUGAUUAAAAGAAGUACGCUGGAAUUAUUUAGCUUCUAAAAAAUGGGGAAGAAGAAGGACGUGGCCUCCUUGAAAGGAGAUAUCGAGAUUACAGAGCACACCCUUCCCCUGGACGACCUGUGCCGUCAGUUGAGGACGUGUCCACUCAAAGGGUUAAGCCAUGCCUGGGCGAAAGUUAUGUCUGAGAAGGAAGGGCCAAAUCGCUUGACUCCCCCAAAGACAACGCCUCAAUGGGUCAUUUUCAUCCGCAAUGUGUUCAGCUACUUUGGAAUCCUGCUCUGGAUUGGUGCCAUUCUCUGCUUCAUUGCUUAUGCAAUUCAAGCGUCGAGCUCAGAGACAGCGUCAAAGGAUAACCUUUGGCUCGGUCUCGUCCUUACAAUCGUGGUGCUCAUCACUGGUAUAUUUUCAUUCUACCAAGAAUCCAAGAGUUCUGCCAUUAUGGAAUCUUUCAAAGAUCUCGUCCCUCAAUACGCCCGAGUGAUCAGAGAAGGACAACGCCUCACGCUAAAGGCGGAAGAAGUGACAAUUGGCGACUUGGUGGAAGUGCAGCUGGGUGACAGAAUCCCGGCCGACAUACGAAUUGUCGAAGCAAAAUCUUUCAAAGUAGACAACUCCUCGUUGACUGGAGAAAGUGAGGCUCAGUCAAGAGGACCAGAUUGCACCAAUGAGAAUCCGUUAGAGACAAAGAAUCUUGCUUUUUUUUCCACGAAUGCUGUUGAAGGAACUGCGAAGGGAAUAGUUAUCCGAAUUGGUGACAAUACAGUGAUGGGAAGGAUUGCGGGCCUCGUAUCUGGUCUCGACUCUGGAGAAACACCAAUAGCCAAAGAAAUUGCCCACUUUAUCCACAUCAUCACCGUCGUUGCGUUUGGUCUCGCCCUCGCCUUGCUCGCAGCCGCCAUUGCACUUCGCUAUCACUGGCUGGACGGGGUCAUUUUCUUUAUCGGGAUCAUCGUGGCCUGGGUGCCUGAAGGUCUCUUGGCUACGGUCACCGUUUGUCUGACACUCACAGCGAAACGGAUGGCGAAAAAGAAUUGUCUGGUGAAAAACCUGGAAGCCGUCGAAACCUUGGGCUCCACCUCCGCAAUCUGUUCCGAUAAGACGGGCACCUUAACUCAAAACCGGAUGACCGUGUCACACCUCUGGGUUGAAGGUGGGAUUGUGGAUGCAAAACUUAACGAUGACUGCACCAGCGUGGGCGUUGCAGGAUACAAUAAACGCGACGGAUACCAGAAACUCGUGAGGAUUGCGGCACUCUGCAGCACGGCUGAAUUCAAGGGGGGUCAGGACAGCAGUGUUCCCGUGAUGAAAAGGGAUGUCGCUGGAGAUGCAUCGGAGGCAGCAAUACUCAAAUUUGUGGAAUUGGCAGAAGGAAGUGCUGCCAAAAUUCGGGAAAGAUUUCCCAAAAUUUGCGAGAUCCCCUUCAACUCAAGCGACAAGUUUCAGCUAUCCAUUCAUGCGAACAAUAUGACGGAUAAGGGGUGUCACUUACUCGUUAUGAAGGGUGCACCAGAGCGAAUAUUAGAAAGGUGUUCAACAAUAAUGACAAACCAGGGAGAGGUAGCCAUGAACGACAAGGCCCUUGAUGCUUUCCACGAUGCAUAUCUAGAACUGGGAUCUUUGGGAGAGAGGGUAUUAGGUUUCUGCGAUCUACCCUUGCCAUCAUGUGACUACCCAAUAGGCUACAAUUUCAACUCAGAGGAGCCCAACUUUCCUUUAACUGAACUGAGAUUUGUGGGGUUAAUUUCAAUGUUGGACCCUCCUCGGCCCACAGUUCCCGACGCUGUGGCCAAGUGCCGAUCUGCCGGCGUUCGUGUAAUCAUGGUCACUGGAGAUCACCCCAUAACAGCCAAAGCGAUUGCAAAAUCCGUUGGAAUAAUUUCCCCGGAGAACGAAACAAUUGAAGACAUUGCCAACAGGUUGGGUGUUCCAUUGUCCGAAGUGUCCCCAGAAUCCGCGUCCGCCGCCGUCGUUCAUGGAGGAGAGCUGAAAGAAUUGAGUGAAACGGAGUUGGACAAUGUGCUGAGAAAUUACAGCGAGAUAGUUUUUGCUCGGACUUCUCCCCAACAAAAAUUGCAAAUUGUGGAGGCUUUGCAGAAGCAGGGCGCCAUUGUGGCUGUGACAGGAGAUGGCGUUAAUGACUCGCCAGCCUUAAAGAAAGCUGAUAUCGGCGUGGCGAUGGGAAUCACGGGCUCUGACGUUUCUAAACAGGCCGCAGAUAUGAUUCUGCUGGAUGACAAUUUCUCAACAAUCGUAGCGGGUGUCGAGGAAGGACGUUUGAUCUUCGAUAAUUUAAAGAAAUCUAUAGCUUAUACGCUAACGUCGAAGAUUCCAGAAGUGUCGCCGUUCCUCUUCUUUAUCCUUUUUGACAUUCCCUUAGCUCUCGGCUCCGUCACAAUUCUUUGCAUUGACCUUGGCACCGAUAUGGUCCCUGCAAUAUCGCUCGCGUAUGAGAAAUCCGAAUCUGACAUAAUGCUGCGAUCGCCACGUGAUCCGAAACGAGAUCGGCUGGUUAACGAACGGCUCAUUUCCGUUGCGUACGGACAAGUCGGGAUGAUACAGGCAGUGGCAGGUUUUUUCGUGUACUUUAUCAUCAUGGCAGAAAAUGGAUUUCUCCCUCAGGAUCUGUACGGAAUUCGACCCCGAUGGGAAAGCCGAGCGGUCAAUGAUUUAGAAGAUUCAUAUGGUCAGGAAUGGACAUACGUUGCGAGAAAAAAAUUAGAAUACACUUGUCAUACAGCUUUCUUUGUGGCCAUAGUCAUCGUUCAGUGGGCGGAUGUCAUCAUUUGUAAAACAAGGCGCUUGUCGCUUUGGGACCAAGGAAUGGGUAACUGGGUUCUGAAUUUUGGACUUGUUUUCGAAACUGCCGUUGCGGCCUUUCUUAGCUACACCCCCGGAAUGGACGUCGCACUAAGAAUGCAACCCUUAAAAUUUGUAUGGUGGCUGCCUCCUCUUCCCUUCGCAGUACUCAUUAUGCUCUACGACGAAGUAAGACGAUGGCUUAUACGGCGUCAACCAGGUGGAUGGGUCGAAAUGGAAACAUAUUACUAACACACCCUUAUUCUAUAUAAGAAAUUAAUAAAAAUCAAACCAACCCAA
This is a messenger RNA of Folsomia candida, 3190 nucleotides long. Its product is annotated as sodium/potassium-transporting ATPase subunit alpha. Gene Ontology annotation, cellular component: membrane. Gene Ontology annotation, molecular function: ATP binding; P-type sodium:potassium-exchanging transporter activity; ATP hydrolysis activity. The transcript is spliced from 16 exons. Gene Ontology annotation, biological process: potassium ion import across plasma membrane; intracellular potassium ion homeostasis; proton transmembrane transport. NCBI's taxonomy places the organism in Eukaryota, Metazoa, Arthropoda, Collembola, Entomobryomorpha, Isotomidae. The record is from RefSeq and is a predicted model, not a curated record. Bases 137 to 3142 code for a protein of 1001 amino acids.